Chenopodium quinoa (quinoa) is the source of this 3243-nucleotide messenger RNA. RefSeq lists its product as uncharacterized. Bases 819 to 1964 code for a protein of 381 amino acids. NCBI's taxonomy places the organism in Eukaryota, Viridiplantae, Streptophyta, Magnoliopsida, Caryophyllales, Amaranthaceae. The transcript has 2 exons. Gene Ontology annotation, biological process: defense response. The record is from RefSeq and is a predicted model, not a curated record.
GUUUGGAUAAACUUCCAUUUACUAAAAUUUUAACUUAUGCAAAGUAAGCUAGUUUUGCUUUUUUUAAAAGCAUGUCAUAUUGCUUACGUUUGUGUUAUUUAAGUACAAGUUACAUUUGAUUUAAGGUAGAGUUUUGGGUAAUAUUUAAAAUAUAACGUCGCUAAUCUAAUAGAGAAAAUUUGUCAAAAAUAAAUAAUAAUACUGCAAAAAAAAAUAAUAAAAAAAAAAUAGCAAGAACAAUAAAUAAAGAGCAAAAAAUCUAUUGUAAAUAGUAUAUGACGAAAAUAAUUUCUAUAAUUAUCAAUAUGAUAACAUGUGUUAAAACGGAAUAUCACCUAUUAGUCUUUUACAAGUGUCGAAUUAUAGGCAUUGUCAUAUGCUUCGUAAUGUAACAACGUUGAAUUCCAUAUUUUUAACCAAAGUAAUUAAGAUCCGUAAGAUAUUAGGUACAAAUUGUCCCAUUUUAGAAUUUGAAUCCUAUUAUGGGAUAAAAAAAAAAAUUCUUUCACUUUCAUCCAGUCAAAAAUUCUAAUAAUGAGAAAAAUAAGGAUGAAAUUCAAAGAACAAAAGUCUUGCAUCUUCUUGCCUAUGAUUUUUUUGUUUUCUUUCUUUUACACCCCACUAAAAAAAUUCUUUUCAUUUCUUAUCUCGUCGUCCUUUGAUCUUCAAUCAAAAGAUUGAUAACAGGACGACGAGAGGGAAAUAAAGAAAAAGUAAGGAAAAAAUAUCAAUAAUCUUUCAAAGAAUUCAACUUCGUCACAUUCAUUUUAAUCAUUCAAAUUGAAUGUUAAAAUCAAAUUAUAUCUAAUAAAGAAGCAAUGACAGAAUCUAUCCAAUUACUACAAAUCAAUAUUAUUUCAGCUCGAGACCUAGCAACGGUAGCGAGAUCAAUGAACACUUAUGUUGUCGGGUGGGUUAACCCGAACCGAAAACUAAUAACCCGAGUUGACCACAAGGGAAAUAACUCCCCCGAAUGGAAUGAUAGGUUCAUCUUUCGGGUCUCACCAGAGUUCCUUGAAUCCAACACUUCAACAGUUGAGUUAGAAAUAUACUGCCAAACUUGGCUACGUGACACUCUUGUCGGGUUCGUUCGAGUAGCCGUGCCGAACCUACUCCCAACAGAUAGCCCAAACGGGCUAACCCGUCGAUCAGUCGCUCUCCAAAUUCGUCGUCCUUCGGGACGGCCUCAAGGUAUCCUUAAUGUCGUUGUCUCGGUCCUAGACGGGGCUAGGCGAAGCAUGCCAUUGUCCGGGAUUGGGACCACGGACAACAAGGGGAAUUACACAAUCUCACACAAACCAAAUCCAGAAGAUAGUAUCAUCUUACGUCGUGCAAAGAGUGAGCGCUCCUGGGCGGCAAUGGCCGACCAGGAGCCUCGUGCUGCUAAGUCCCCUUUUAAGGGUCAUGACCCGGGACCAGGCCCGGGUCAUGGACAAGGGCUGCGUUCAAGUAUAGGCGGGGGGUCAUCCAUCUGUAACUCUGAUGUAGGACCAUCAGCGUCGGUGGUGGCGGCGGCUGUGACAAAAGGGUUGUACAUGCCGCCAAAGCAAAGAGGUCGUGGCCGUGGACGUGGUCGUGGUCGUGGUAAGGAGAUAAUAACUACUAAUAAUGAUGAUGAUGGGAGCUCUAUUUUGCAAUGGGCAGAUGAACAAAGUGAGGACGGAAUAGUGACAAAGAUUGAGAGAUGGAAAAUGGAGAUGCAAAAGUCGUUGCACCGUGGCGGCGGAGGAAGAAAAGGCGGUGAUGGUGCAAGGAACAAACAUAAGCAUCGACGAUCAAAAACAGAAGGCGGGAGAUUAUUUAGGUGCUUUGGUAAGGCGUAUGGUUUUGAAUUUACAAUUGUUUGUGGAUCUAACAAUGGGAAUGAUAAACAAAAUAUCAAAAGUGGUAAGAAAAAGGUGCAUCAUAAUAAUCACAACACAUCGGAUGAUGAGAGUAACAGUCAAUCCUACAUUAUUGUAUGAUUUAUUUUGAACGGAUCGAUGGUCGUCAAUUGUGAUUAUUAUAAAGGUAGAGUGUAUAUGAUUUUUUUUAAACUCUCCUUUAAUUUUCUCCCCCACCCCUAAGAAUUCUUCUGUAUAAUUUUUUUAUUUUUUCCUUCACUUUUUGCUGUGUAAAUUCAUGUUUUUUUGGGUAAAUAGUUAAGUACUACGGAGUACCUAAUUUUUUUCAGCUUAGUCAUUAUUUGUUUUGACUUCAUUGACAUUUUAAUCUCUCAUCGUCUUUUGUAUAAAUGUUUGGUUUUUUUCCCGCCCUUCACUUUUCCCAUAUAAUUACUUUGUGUAAAUUCCCUUUUAGUUUUUUUUUUUUUUUUCUGUUUAAUAAUAUUAAUCACCAUUUAUUUUCACAUUAUUGACACAUCACGUUUCUACUAUGUUUUGAGAUUUUUAAGUUAUGGAAUUUGUAAUCAUGUUGAAUGUCAUUUAUUUUUCCAUUUAUUCUUUUCAAUCUGUUUUGUGUUUAAGUUGCACAUGUAGUAAUAGCCAGAGUGGAAAAAGAAAUGAAAAGAAAUAGAUAGUUAAUAAACAAGUGGUUUUUACACAACAUCAUUGGAAAAAUACUAUAAAAAUACAUGCAGUUCAAGAAAAUAUUAUUUUAUUUUCUUUUAUUUAUUAGUAUUAUAUUUUUGUUUUGGACGAGGUACACACAGGUCUUGGUUGAACACACCUAUCUCGUCAGGUAAACAAGUUCAACUCGUCAACAUUAGAAAGGCCAUAACCCCUAGCCAACUUGAAUCGUUGCUAAAACUAAUAUGAAUGAAAGGUUUUAUAUAUGUGAGUUUAGGGGUUGCAUUAAGAAAUGAUGAUGCACGGGCAACUCGUUGUUUUCGCAACAAAGAAGAUGAAUGUGCAUUGGGUAGUUGAGUAUGUUGAGGCUAAUCUUGCUAGACGCAACGUUAUAAUGUCUUAGAUCGAGAUUAAAUAUUGUGUAGGUGAUUGAGGCUAAGGAUUAUGCUCCUUUUUUCCUAUACUUAUUAGUGGAUAUUUGAAAAUUUCAAUCAGAUUGGCUUCUUUUUUGAUGAUAGUAUAUCCAACAAUGGGGAAAUAUUGUAGCAUAUAUUGUAGCUAGGAAAGAUAACUCGCCUUAUUUAUUUUGAGUUGAUGUGUACAAACUCAUCCCCAUAGCACUUUUGCAAUGGCGGAUUCUAAAAUAAGUUAAUAUAUUUCCAACAGGUAUUUCCUCUCAAUCAUGAAAUUAAUUUUCAAAUAUAUAUCUACUAGUGGUAUUUUAUUCACUUGCAUA